Messenger RNA from Pocillopora meandrina, 9489 nucleotides. Lineage: Eukaryota; Metazoa; Cnidaria; Anthozoa; Scleractinia; Pocilloporidae. The record is from the annotation of a GenBank genome assembly.
AUGACCUCAGCAGGCUUGCGAGUCUCGGUAAUGGCGACGUGAAUUCAGUGUGGCGAUAUGAUUAGUUUUCUUUUUGGCUUGUCGUUGCGAUAUUUUCCUAAAAAUCGAACUUUUACAGGGAGCAUACCCUCCCCCAAAAGUCACACUGGCAGUUUUGAUGAGUAAUAGGAAAUAUCCGAGGCUAGUGGACGGGUUAGUAGAGGUUUAAUUGACAACUUCAGGAUCGUGCGAGGCCGCCAUGUUUUCUAUUAAUAAACUAGCUGAUAGCCGCUAUAAAGUCGAUCACACGGACCAGGAAUCUCAAGAUGAUCGCUUGCAACUCAUCUAGCAAAUAACAAUAGCAUUUUUUCUCUUUUAGGUAUAAUGACCGGAGUCAGUAUCAUCCAUGCCAGGUUUGUAUGGAGUUAAAUAUGGGAGCAUAUGAACUUCAAUCCAAACUUUAUUCGUGGAGGUUGAGAAUUGUUUCUCAAUAAAAUAACUUCUCCACUAAAAGGGUAAAGCUUAUUUGGCGAAGUGUGCUUUCAGGUACGUUUAGGAAUUCCUCUUCUCAGUAAUAUGUUGUUAUUAUAGGCAAGUUCCAAGUUCUCGUCGAAAAUCCAUCCCAACUGCAAUUCGGAGAGUGGUCGAGAGAGGGAGAGAUCGCCGAUUAGUUCGACGAAUAGUCGAGGAAGUUCACCGUACUCCCGCCAUUCAAACUUUUCCCCCCGUUCCCAUCGCUCAAAGCCGUACAGUCGAUCGCGAGAAGGAAACAAGAGAGGUUGGUAUUACGGGCUUUAUGCUCGUGUCAGCUGCUAGAAUAUAGCUUAUUGAAUCAAUGAAAUGUGGCACCGUGGAAGGGUAAGAAAGCACUCUCCAAGAUGGGAUUGUGGACUGUUUAAGAAGGUGUCCUAAAGGAAAAGAGAAGUCUUGUGGAGAAAUCAAUAACGAAAAACUUUGUAAACAAGCCCAACCUCACAUGUGUUAUCAGCUCAGUCAUUAGACAACAAAGUGAAAAUCCACUGCAGGUGUUAUAAAAACCUGCUAACCCUAAUGUCCAGGCCUUGUAGUAUUUCACACAAAUUCAACCUAUUAUUUUAUGAGUGAAAAGGGGUUUAAAGGUGAGUUUUUAAAGGAUGCUAAGAGAAAUGGCCAUCUCUUUUAAUAAAGUUAAUGGUGUCUUUAUUUAAGUUCUAAAAAGGUAAAGUCAGAUUUCUGCAGGAAGUGGAUUUCACUCCAGUUAAAUGUCGACCGGUUCUUGUUUAAAAUGUAAUAAAAGGAUUUCGUGAGAGCUGUCAACAGAGGAUAAUGGAAGAGCAGAGUUAAAUUUUAUUAGUGCAUUUUGUACAGAAGUGGUGGCAGUACGAACAUCAUCAGAUUGAAGCUUGACACAUUCACAUAUGAACGCUACCAACUGUGGUGUCAGUUGCUGUCAAAGUAAAAAGAACUUGAAGCUCAAAAGUGGCAAAUGCAUAAGACUUACCAUAAACCUACGUUGGUCUUUUUGAUGCAAAUGAUAAUGCAUUUAUCCACACAGUUUAGCAAACCUUGAUUUUUUUUUAAAAAUUAGUUUGAAAUUGGAAUUCAGCAGCUAAAACAGGUUGUAUUGCUACAAAACAUGCAGUGAAAUGAAAAGCUUUUUGCUUGUUUACUAGAACAGGCAUAGUUCUCUGUCACUGAAUAACUCCUUGCUUGGUGUGGAGGGAAAAAUCUAGUCAUAUCCUUAUUUUAAAAGAGCAGGCAACCAUCACAGAAGAAAUGAAUGUAUAAAACAUGCAACAUCAAAUCUUAAGGCAGAGACAGGUAAUGAUGAUAAGACCAAGAGAGUGGUUUGGUUGAAAUGAUAACUUCUUGUUAGUUUCUUAUGGAAGUGACACUAUUAUCUUAAUGGGCACAGUGCAAAAAGAGGAAGUCAUAUAGCAUUUUUAUUGGAGAUAGGUUUUGGUCUUCUUGAGGUGACAACUGAGUUAGCUGGAGAAGCCCAGCAUAGUAAAUACUGAAAUUGCUAGCAACUGGUUCUAUUUGAACCCUUGACAUGCUUGAUUUGUUGCAUUCUAAUGUAUUUUAAAUUUAAUACUCCUUUAACCCUUUCACUCCCAAGAUCUCCUUAGUAAUUCUCCCUACUAUUUUCCUUACAAUUCUAGUGUUUGCGCAGAGACUUUGGUAUUACAUCAGCUAAUAAUCCUGUAGAACAGAUGACAAGCUUGAACAAGAUAACACAAAUAAGAAUGUUCAUCUGUCAGUUCUUUAAAACUGCAGUUUCUUGUUCAACAGGUUCUAGCAAGUCUCCAACUGAUGCACACAGUCAUCAUACCCUUCCUAACAGUAACUCACAUGGCAAUGAGCGCCACAGCAAGCCCAACCAUGUCAAUAGUGACGAGGUACAAUAUUUUCUAAAAAUUUUCAGUGCUCUACAGCAGAAAGUGCAAAUCUGUGAAAAGAAAUGCGUCACCAACUUUUUUACAAGCUGUCAGUAAUGGAAGAUCGAUAAAGGUUUUUGUUUCGGUACCUCUGAUACACAGUUUUCCAAGCCUUUUAAAAAUUUUAGUUAUUUUUGGAUGAAAUCAAAAUUGCUAUCAGAACUUCGUAGUAGAAUUUUCUUUGGCAGUUGAUAUGGUGUUUUCCAUAAUUGUCAAUUCAAGGGAAAUUUUAAAAAUAUCUUUCAAUCCCUAUUUGAAUAAGACUUUCUGUUUCAAUUUACUGUGUGUGUCACUGAUAGUUGAAACAUUUUUGUUGUUAAUCCUUGUUUCUUAUGUUUUAAAAACUUACCCUAUAUAAUACAAAGUAACCUGAAUAUGAUGUCAUGAAAUCUAAAGAUAAGAAUGUUGAUUUUCUUCUUGAGUGUACAUUUUUCUUUUCUUUUGCAGACUUCUGUUUGGUCUCAGCACACCAGUUCUUCAGGAAAGGUUUACUAUUACAACUGUAAAACUGAAAAGUCCCAAUGGGAAAAGCCAAAAGAAUGGAUUGAGCGGUAGUAGAAACUAUGAUAAAAUCUUGUGUUUAUUUAAUUUUGCAAUUCAUUUUUUUCGAAUAAAAGGACAAAGCCAUCUGGUUUUUAGGGACCUUAAACAGUCAGGACUGUAAUGCCAAGAAAAAAUCUAUUGAGAAGUUAAUUAUAUUUCUAAUAAGAAUUUUGUGAAUUGCUGGAAUCGUGUUAUGGAUUUGUUCAUUAAAUAUUUUGCUGAGUCGCAUUCUCUGUCCUGUUAUCAUUUUGCUUAAGGUCCCAAUUACCAUUGAGACUGCUGUAAUCCUAUCUGUAUAAACACUGUAUUGUAGAGGUCACAGAAUUUGGGUGCAUUUCGAAAAUACCUUUCUUAAUAGUUUUAUUGUAAUUGUACUUCAGCUAAGUUUUUGCCACACUAGUUGUUAUGGGGAACUUUCACAGACCUGCGCUCAGGGCUCAUCAGCAAAAAAUGGCAGAUGUCAUUGUUGUUUCAAACAGGUGUAAACCUCUGCCAGUUUUGGUCAAACCUUUAGUAACAAAGCACCCCCAUGAAUGCAUGCUCUUUGCCUAACAAAAGCCACUAUUUUAAACUUUCAUCAACCCUCCAGCUCCCAUGAGAAACCAAGACAGAAUUUAUCCUUACAAUAUCAAACAGAAGUUAUGAAAGUAAGGGAAAAGAUCAUUUAGGGGAUUAGUAGUCAAUCCAAUAUCAAAUUCUUCAAACUGACACCAUUUGAAUUCUAUGGUAGACAGUUAGGGAUGAGAUGUUGGGAGUGGAAAGGUAAAGAAAUGUAAGAAUUACAUAGUAGUGUAAAGUACACAUCUUCCAUGUAUUUUAGGAAUUGUCUGAGUGAAAUAUCAUUUUUUGUUCCUGCAGAGAAAGAAGAGAGAAAGACAGAAAGGACAGAGAAAAAAGAGAUUUUAUGGCAGCCAGAGAUGGACGGGAAAACCGAGAGCAUCUGGCUUCCUCCAAACCCAGCAAAUGUGAGUUAAACUCAAACUCUUAUAAGUGAUUCACAAGUAACUUGUCCCUUCAAUAUCAAUACACUCUCUAGCCAAAAAAGUGGUAAAUAUUGAUAAAAUCAUCUGAUAAAAAAUACUAUUUCAAUGCAACACUAAGUUGUCUUCACUAUAAAUUGCAACAAGAGGGGGCAAUUACUGCUUGAAUCUUGUGAGUGAAAGGUUUAUUUGGUAUUGUAUGAUUAAAUACCUUUUGAUUUCAAAAAUACUCCUCUGUAGAAUUCAGAGACCCCCAAAAAUUUGGGCCUCUCUUGCAAAGAAAUCUCCAACAAGGACAACUUUUGACAUGGUCACACAUACUGAUUGGCACUAAAUUUUAGUUACCUGUAGUCUAAAUGACUUUAGUCGACCAAAAAACUGUUUUUAGAAAUGAGAUUGCAUACAGGGAGUGAGUUUGACUGAGUACUUCAGAAAUGUAACACUUGGGAAAGGCUGGAGUUGGUUGAUGUAUUUAUAUCUGAAAAUUCUUUCAGACAUUUCCCCUUCAAAGAAUAUUCAUCGAGAUCAUCAUAGCUCUAGUGAUAAGCGAGAUGGAAACCAUACAGAGAGUAGGAAUAUGUCUGCUGAGCAGAAAAAAGAAAUCCAGCAGAGAUUGUCGGGAACAACUGACAGAGGAUCUCCGGUUGUCAAAACUUCUUGUGUACACACCGCUGCUCUUCCAACAGUUGUCUAUAGGUGAGUGGAGAUAACUUUAUCAACUAUACCAUAGGUUUUAUUGUUGUCCUGAUCUGUUUUUGAUCUUUCAUGUUUUUGAUCUUUCAAACGUUCAUUUCUCAUAAAGGAAGUCUUAAUCCAACUAUUUGCUUCUUGCUUACAAUCCACUCCUUCAUAGGCCUGUCUAUUGGUGAACACCUUCUAUCAAUAUUUCUUUUUAGGUUUGCAUGGUUGCUAAUUUUUUCCUCUUUUUAUUAGACCUUCUCCUACUGUGGCUAGUAUGGGAGGAGAAUCUGCGGGUAAGGUUUUUGUAGCCUAAUUUAAGGUAGAAUUAAUUGGGAAAAAAAAAGACAAAGGAAAAAAGAAAUUGAAGAACACACUCAAAAUUGUCAGGUUUUUUUAUUAUUUUUAUUUCUCCUUUUAAAUUGCAGUUUCACCCUCUGGAAGCUUACAAGAUGUUUCACCUCCAACCACUCCAUCUUCACGUUCCAACAUGUACGAGCCAUCCUCACACACUCCUUCACCAAAUAUAGUCACAGCUGUUUCACCUCAAGUUGCUCAGCAGCAUGGAGUACCUUCUCCUCAAUUUUCUUCCCGACAUUCAGCGAUUUCCUUAGCACCAAAUGUAUUCCCCCAAGCACCUGCAGUUACAGGUGCCCCAAGAGUAGUGCCACAGCAGUACCAGUAUCCUGUAGGGCAUCCUCAUAUUCAGAAUGACUAUAGACAGCAGUAUGUGAAUAGCAACAGUAACCCUCCUCAGCUCCAAAUAACUAAGGCAGCAUUACCUCUUCAAGCAACACAUGUCCCUUCACCCCAGCAACCAGUGAUGUUCAACCAACAGAUUUCUUCGCAGACAGCCCUUCACCCAUUACAGCAAGCCACACUAGUGCUCCAACAACGAAAGAUGUCUGAGGUUUGUAAACAUUUUUUUAGUUGAAAUGGUGGAAUUUUGCCUGAUUAUCGAUAAGAUUUUCAAAUCAUGCAAGUAUAUUGUGCAUAAUGAGUUGUAUUGUUAGUCAUCUCUUGGACAACCCUGCAAUAGUCUAAGCACUAUUGAAAAGAUUGUCUUUAACAAACCCUGUCACUUGCUAACAGUAGUCAGUGUUUAGGAUGCAAGUAGCAUAAUGUGAUUUUCUGAUUUUGAAGGAGAAACUUAAAAUGCUAGUCUAUCGCAUGUCACCCCUGACAAUUCAACAGCACCUUAACUCCCUUGUGGAGAUGGCCACUGUGAGAGUAAAGUCUUAAAGUUUCUUGCCUGAGAGCAAGACACAGUGACCUAGCCAGCACUCAAACAAGGACCUCCUGACUUGGGAUUCUGAGGAGGCAUGUAAGGGUUUCUAUGCCAGGGGAGAAUGGAUCAAAAUAAAUGUAUCCUAUGCACAAUUUUACUGAGUGGUUGAGCAGUUGUGUUAGUAGUAUUGCUCAAAACAGGUGACCAGAUAUAAAAGAAGCCAGAAAUAGAGCUUGCUAAGUUGAUACAUACAUACAUACAUACAUACAUACAUACAUACAUACAUACAUACAUACAUACAUACAUACAUACAUACAUACAUACAUACAUACAUACAUACAUACAUACAUACAUACAUACAUACAUACAUACAUACAUACAUACAUACAUACAUACAUACAUACAUACAUACAUACAUACAUACAUACAUACAUACAUACAUACAUACAUACAUAUAUACAUAUAUAUAUACAUACAUAUAUACAUAUAUACAUAUACAUACAUACAUACAUACAUAUAUAUAUAUAUAUACAUAUAUAUACAUACAUACAUACAUAUAUACAUACAUACAUAUAUAUAUAUAUAUAUACAUACAUACAUACAUACAUACAUAUAUAUAUACAUAUAUACAUACAUACAUACAUACAUACAUACAUACAUACAUACAUACAUACAUACAUACAUACAUACAUACAUACAUACAUACAUACAUACAUACAUACAUACAUACAUACAUACAUACAUACAUACAUUACUUUAUAAACAUGGCUGACACUUAGCUAUAUAAGGCUAGUUUACAGGUCAGUCAUGAUGACCCAGUAUUUAAAAAAAAUUAGUUUGGUGACCCACCUUGCUAUUUUGGGUACAAAUUAUAUUUAUUAUUAUGCAUUUGUAAAGAAAAUUUUUUUAAAAUAGAUUAUUCAGUGAAUAUUUUUUUACACCUUUGCCAGCAUCUUCCUAAAUAACUCGGGUUCUUGUAGAUAGUUUUCUUCUCAAAUUGGAUGUAAGAAUAGAGAAUGUUGUGUGGUUUUAGAAAUUAAAAAAAAAACUUGGUCACAGACUUGGUUCUUGAGAUAUCUUUCAGAAACUGAGUUUUAGAGAGCUUUUCAGUGUCACUUAACUGUUGCCAUGGCAACAGAUGAGGCUGACUAACACCCUUAACAAUUGCUUUACAGUAGUUUUAUACAGAUGUUAAAACAUCUCCCUGAUGUUGAGAUCAACCAUCCUGAUAUCUUUUAUAAUUGGAUACAUGCUGUUAAUUGUUGGAAACCCUUUAGAGCAUCAACAAAGCUACCAUAUCUUAAAAAAUUUAUUGUUUAAUUUUUUCACCUGGGUGAUCAUUAAAGAUACUUCAUGUAAUGCAAGGGCAAUGUCCUUGGAUCAAUCUUAAUUGAGGCUUUUUUAUGGUAAUUUGUUUUUUCUUUUGCUAUAGGCACAAGCAGCUGCAGCAGGAGUAGGGAAUAUACAGCCAUCAUAUCCAGUGGGCAAGUAGCUUAGUUUCCAUCGAUUCAAGGUUUUAAAACAAGUAGUGACAUUUGAACUGUAGUACUUGUCCAAAAUAGGAGUAUCUGUGACAUACAGUUUGUUGGCAAUUCAAAGUGUUCAAUCAGUGAAGCUUAUAACAUGAGUGAAAUUCAAAUUCAGUCAGAUUUUUUUGUACACAUGGCUGACUGUCAUGUCUUUUCUCCUUUCAUUUUAUGGUACUACUAUCUAAUAGCUCAUUUCUACAAGUAUUUUUUUGUCUUGUACUUAGCUGUUUUUAUUCUUAACUAUGUCUUUUCACCUUGAAAAACAGCAGCCUCAACAGUAACACCUGCAGCACCUCUUCCACAGCUUGCAGUCUCACCAGUCUCAGUGGCUAUACACAGAAAGGAGGACAGGUCACAUGUACACAGCUCACCUGGUUCUCCUGUGGUGUUCACUCAACAUCCACCUGUGGCAGUAGUAAAUGAGUCAAGCAGCUCACAUUCACAUCACUCCUCUCACCAACAGCUUGCAUCUAGCUCCAGUUUAGUGUCAUCUAGUCCUCUGUCUCACUCCUCUAAUGCAUCAAGUCCAGUACCUGUGGUACAACCUGCCGCUCCUACUGUCAACUUACAGACAGUAGCAAAAUAUGUGGAUAAAAAUCUCAUCUCUCAUUUGUCAGCCUGGCCCACAGAGGCGAUGGAUAGACAAGUAAGGACUUAAGGUGUAGCAGGAUAAAAAUAUAAUAAUAAUAAUGAUAAUGAUAAUAAUAAUAGUAAUAAUGAUAAUAAUAAUAAUAUUAGUUGGAUACAGCUGGGAUUGAAAGCAAAAACAGCAAGCUCUUGGCUAAGCAUUGACUUGUUCUGUGCUUUCAUUUGAAAAAUUGGGUACAAAUUUGAUUGGAUGUUGAGGUUGAGGUUGUAACAUUAUUGUUAUGUUGUUCUAACUUUGUUACAUGUAUAUACAAGAUAUGAUUGUGGUACUAGAUGAUCCAAUGAAAUGGUCAUGGGCAAAAUUGGUGCUGUGAUUAUGGCUCUUGAUUGUUUCAAUAAUUUCUUUCAGUUGCAGAAACUAUGGGAAGAAACAGGUUCAUUUUCUAAUGAUAGUGACAAAGCCAAAAUCGAACAAAUGCAGCUACAGUCUGAAGUAGGUUUUAUGGAAAUGAGAUUAGACACAGCAAGUAGGAGGUGAGGCAUAUGAGGAACUUGUACAAGCAUUUAUCCUGAACAUCUUAGCAUCAGCACGCGUACUUUCCAUACUGUUCUCUAAAAAUUUCUUAAGCUUCUUUAGUUGGUGAUCAUUUCCUUUAUUCUAGUGACCUUGAAGUUCGAUUCAGGGGCAAUACUGUGAGGAGAAAUUAUAUGUCAGUCACCCUUAAGGGUUAACAGAGUUCUUCUACGGUCUUAAUCCAUGUGAUAUAGCAUUUAUACUGCAACAAAUCCAGGAGGUUUUUGUCCAUGGCAUGUCUCAAGCCCUUGAAUGGCAGGAAUCCGCCAUUCUUAGUUUGGUUUUCUCUGAUGUAUUAUAACCAUCCACUUUCCAUAUUGCAUACAUCACAGUGCCUUUAUUUUCUUUUCCUUUCAUUUGAGGUAAUGCCAACUUGCAAUAGUACUUUUUCAUUUAUGCCUUUUUUUGUUCUUCAGCUUAAAUUUGUUUUAAUUUAAACAACAAAUACUCCUGAAAAAGUAUUUCGUCUCCGGUAAUUUUUUUAUAUUUCUAUUUCCUGUGCAGAAUUUCUUCAUUAAAAGGGAUGACGAGAACUUUAGAAGCAUUACUGGCAGAAUCAGAGGCCAAAUUCUUGUCUUAGUGAAACAACUUGUCGAGUUCAGUGACAACUGAACAUGAUGAAGUUGUGAUAGAAAAAGCAAACGAGAAGUCAUGACGGCAACGAUGUACAGCUUCAAUAUUCAAAGACCAAAGUGAUAGCUAACAAUGAUACCAUGGGAGCGAUGUACAGCGCUGUUGCUUGGGAAACCUUAAGACGUGAACAGUCUCAACUAAAGCCAGUCAUAGGUGACUGACAGAGUAGUGAGAGAUACAUUGGUAGUCUGCUUAUAGAAGUCUAAGUUUCUGUUGAUAAUGAGGUAUCCCUCUGUGAUGUUGUGGAGUAUUUGGUAGAUAUAUUGCUUGGCAAAGCCAAGGGUAUUGGUUAGGUUGAAAUUCGCACUCCACAGAUCCCUGGUCGUUAACUUCUUUUCUA